Molecule: messenger RNA, 651 nt
Organism: Alternaria atra
Lineage: Eukaryota; Fungi; Ascomycota; Dothideomycetes; Pleosporales; Pleosporaceae
Exons: 6
Coding region: 1-651 (216 amino acids)
Biological process (GO): meiotic joint molecule formation; homologous chromosome pairing at meiosis; meiotic strand invasion involved in reciprocal meiotic recombination
Cellular component (GO): DNA recombinase auxiliary factor complex; condensed nuclear chromosome
Molecular function (GO): double-stranded DNA binding; recombinase activator activity
Source: RefSeq, a predicted model, not a curated record
AUGGCGCCACGCAAGAAGACGGAGGAGAAGGCGACAGCCAACGAAGCAUCGAAUAUGGUGUUAGAGUAUCUGCGCAAGCAAAACCGCCCAUACUCAGCUAUCGACGUCUCAGCAAAUCUGCACAACAAAGUCACGAAAGCUUCCGCAGCAAAGAUCCUGAGGGAUCUCCAUGAGCAGAGAGCGAUUGAGGGACGAGCCGCUGGCAAACAAAUCGUCUACCACGCCCUGCAGGCAAGUUCCAUCCUUAACGCAGUUGAAGCAUGUACGACUGAACAACUCGCCGCCCUCGAUGAAAGCAUCCUCGAUCUUCGCACACAAACCAGCACCCUCGUCAAUACAGCAAAGAACCUUCGCAGCUCACUGUCCCACCUAAACUCCACGCUCAGCACUGCAGACCUUAUCGCCAAUGUGCAUACGCUCGAGAUGGGGAGAGUGGAGAUCGAGACUAGACUUGAUGGGCUGAGGAAGGGAAAGGCGAAGAAGGUCACAGCAACCGAGCGAGAAGCGAUCGAGAAGGAGUGGAAGAGGAGUGCUCGUGUGGCGAAGGCGAGAGAGAAGAUCGCGAAUGAUCUAUGGGCAAUGAUCGAGGACAUGUUGCCUGAUCAACAAGCAAAGGAGGAGCAUCAGAAGAAGUUCGAUCUAGAUGGAUAA